AUGGUAUCUAAGUUCUUUGGCUUCGGCAAGAGCAAGCAAUCUGGGAGAUCAGAGCAGCAGGCUCCUGCUGUGAGUUCUGCUUCCUCUUCUCGCUCUUCGCCAGCACCCUCUAUUUCUGGGGAACAUGAUGUGAAUGAAGAUAUGGUGAGUCAGGUCACUACAAGUCUUCAAUCAUCGUCCAUUUUUUCAAAAGGACGACAUACUAUUGGGACAGGAACGUCAUCUAACCUAACUGAUGGAUCGUCUUUGUUUGACAAAGGUUUGGGUCUAACUGCGAUUGAUGAGAACGAUAGUCAUGGUAGGUCUACCGUCGGAAAACCACUCAGGGUUUUGGAUUAUGAAAGGCUCACCUCGUUGAAUCCCGUAAUCGAGGAGGAAAGCGUUUCUAUGAAAGAAUAUAAUGACGAUCACUCGGGUUUGGCUUCAGGUUCGGGUUCCGGAAUGGGAUCUGGGAAUGUUUCUACGUCGGCAAACAGCACCCUUUCCAAACAUAAUGCGGGUUUAAAUUCUUCAAGAAGAUCUGAACGUCACUACUCCACAACUUCUUUGGAAGUAUUGGAAAAUGAACUCAAGCUUUUGAAUGAGAAUCUAGUGUCUCUAAUGGAUGACAUUCACCAAAACGUUACAAAUGUUUCCAAAGCUGUGAUUCAGGCCAUCGAAUUUUUCAAGAAGUUUUUACCUGACACUAACAGAGUCACAUACACAGUUACAAUGUCUAACAGUUUGCAACUGCGAAGCAUUACGAAAAUAGUGUCCCACUUUGUUGAUAAUCUAUUAAAUGCAUCAGCCUUCCAAAAUUCAAGGUCCAUCCUAUUGAAGGCUUACUUUUCAUUUUUGCAAAAGUUGAAUAUCAAUGUAUUUGAAGAUCAAAUGGACAAUAUCCACACGUUACCUACUAUGAGAAACUUUGCCAUUGACGAUAAAUGUGCUUUGCCUAACAUGGACAAAAUUUCACUAAUAGUGGAUGAAAUAGUACGAUGUGAUCCUUCUUGUAUCUCGGAUCAAGAUGGUGCUUUCAUUGCACCUGUCUUAAGAGGGUUAUCCAGAAAAUCUGCAAUCUUGACCGUUAUGUUCGGACUACCCAAUCCGCAACAGGAACAUCAUGAUAUGAUAAAGGCGUUAUUUUCUACUUUUCCUGACUUACAUUUCUACUGUGUGAAAGACUACAUAAAGCCUUGUGCAGAGGUUCUUUCAGGUAUUUCCCCUGAAAUGAAGGCAAAACCCAUGGAAACCACCAAAGCCCCAACAUUUGUUCCACCAUUUAGAGUACCGAUUGACGCUUUUAGCCCACCGAUUUCUCUGUCUAUAUCAACCCAAGAAAGUCAAAAGAUGACUGGUACUCUCGGAGGAUACCUCUACCCAAAAAUCCCCAAGAACGACCCCAAAUUUGCUCAAUUUGCCGAUGCUACGUUUGCAGUAACAUGUGCCCAUGUAGUUCUUUCGGAAAAUCAGGAUUAUCCGUACGUGUCUGCUCCAUCUGCUUUAUUGCAAAACACCUACAAGAAUUCCCUAAUGGAAGAAAGACAACAUUACAGUAUUACUUCCCCUGAAUACGAUGGGUUUAAUCAAGAGUUGCAGCGAGUCGAAUCAAACUUAAAAUGGCAAUCAGAUCACAAGUUUGGCCAAGUUGUAUGGGGAGAAAGAUCUAUCGUCGAUAAAUCUUUGUCGGAUUUUGCCAUAAUCAAGGUUAACCCUGAGUUCACAUGUCAAAAUUACUUGGGGGAUGACAUCAAUGGUCUACCAGAUCCGGCACUAAGGUUCAGGAACCUUUAUGUCACCGAGAAGAUAGAAAACGUUAAGCCUGGUGCAAACGUCUUCAAAAUCGGAGCUACAUCGAAUUAUACCACAGGCAAGGUCAACGGCACAAAAUUGGUCUACUGGGCGGAUAACAGAAUUCAGAGUAAUGAAUUCGUAAUCUCGUCACCUCAACCUUUGUUCGCCAAUGCAGGAGACUCAGGUGCAUGGGUACUAUCCAAACUGGAUGGGAAACUGGGUUUAGGUGUGGCUGGGAUUCUACACUCUUACGAUGGUGAACUAAAGCAGUUCGGCCUAUUCACUCCAAUUCAGACCAUCUUAACUCGUCUUCAAGCGGUAACGGGCGUGGAAUGGGACAUCAAUCCACCGCCUGUUGCCAGUACUACGGAUUGA
Molecule: messenger RNA, 2148 nt
Organism: Kluyveromyces marxianus DMKU3-1042
Lineage: Eukaryota; Fungi; Ascomycota; Saccharomycetes; Saccharomycetales; Saccharomycetaceae
Gene: SSY5
Product: Ssy5p
Exons: 1
Coding region: 1-2148 (715 amino acids)
Source: RefSeq, a predicted model, not a curated record